AUGCCUUCUGGUGACAAUUUGCCACGGACGCCACAGGUCCUAGGUCUAGAGGAGCAGGACCGAUCAUGUAAGGGACCACCAGUGUCGUUUGAGGAUGUGGCUGUGGACUUCAGCAGGGAGGAGUGGCAACAGCUGGACCCUGCUCAGAGACAGCUGUACCAGGAAGUGAUGAUGGAGAACUACAGCCACUUCCUGUCCAUGGGGUAUGACCUUCCCAAACCCGAGCUCAUCUUCAGGCUGGAUAGAGAGAAGGAGCCAUGGAUGGUUGAGGUUGGCCUCCCACCUUGGAGCUAUCCAGAUGAACAGUUUGGACUUAAAACCCCACAAUGGGAGACUUCUGAAAAAGCUAUGUUUUACAACGAUGUGAUGGGUGAAGACACAAGAUGUGGUUCUUGGUGUUCCAUUGUGGAAGAACUGUGGCAAGAUGCUGCUCAGGGAAAGAAAGAUCAGGAAAAGAAAAUUAAACCUGUGCAUCUUGCUGCUUUCCCCAACAAGCAGAGACUGAAUAUAGAGAAAGAUUGUGACUAUAAGGGUGCUGGGAAAAUCAUGGAUGUGAAGUCCAACCUUGUUACAUCACAAAAACAGCCUCCUAAAUCUUGCUCAUUUGCAAAAACUUUGAAGCAUAGCCUUGAAGUAUAUAGUCAAAAUAAAAGCAAUGCCACCAAACACCUUGAUAAGAACAUUGCAUCUAGUUGUCUUUUAACCCAUAGCUCUUCUAAUAGUAGCUUUAAGAACACAUACACAGGAGAGAACUUCUGCGAAGGUAAUCGAUGUAGAAAAGUUCUCAGCCAUAAACAAGCACUCACGUAUCAUCACAUUCAUACUGAGGAGAAACCCAAUGAGGGCACCGAGUAUGGGAAGGUCUUCAGCCAGCAGAGAAUUCAGAGUGUGGAAAACCUCCGUGAAUGCAGUAAAUGCGGAAAAGCUGCCACUCUUAAACCACACCUCGGUGUUUAUGUGUCAGGUCACAUGGGUGACUUACCUUAUGUAUGUACCGAAUGUGGGAAAGUCUUCAUCCAGAAGUCAGAAUUCAUCACACACCAGAAAACGCACACUAGAAAGAAACCCUAUAAAUGCCUUGAGUGUGGAAAAGCUUUCUGCCAGAUGUUGUCUCUCUUCAGGCAUCAGAGAACUCAUACUAGAGAAAAGCUCCAUGAAUGUAGUGAAUGUGGGAAAGGCUUCUCCCAGAAAUCAGACCUGAAUAUCCAUCGGAAUAUUCACACUGGAGAGAAGCAAUAUGCUUGCAGUGACUGUGGGAAAGCCUUCUCUCAGAAGUCGACACUUAGCAUGCAUCAGAGAAUCCACUCAGGAGAGAAGUCCUACGUGUGUGUUGAAUGUGGGCAAGCCUUCAUCCAGAGGGCACACUUGAUUAUACAUCAGAGAACACAUACUGGAGAGAAACCGUAUCAGUGCAGCAGCUGCAGAAAGUCCUUCAUCUCCAAGUCCCGACUCCACGCACACAACCGGAUUCAUACAGGUGAGAAACCAUAUGAAUGCAGCGACUGUGGGAAAGCCUUCUCUCAGAAGACACACCUCAACAUACACCAGAAAAUCCACACUGGAGAAAGACAGCAUGAGUGCCGUGAUUGUGGGAAAGCCUUCAACCAGAAAUCGAUACUCAUCAUGCACCAAAGAAUUCACACCGGAGAGAAGCCUCACCAAUGCAGUGACUGUGGGAAAGCCUUCAUCUCCAGGGCACAACUCAGAGAGCAUCAGCGAAUUCACACGGGAGAGAAACCCUAUGUAUGCACUGAGUGCGGGAAGGCCUUCACCGGCAGGUCAAAUUUCAAUAGACACAAGACAACUCAUACCGGAGAGAAGUCUUAUAAAUGCAGUGAUUCUGAGAAAGGCUUUGUUCAGAAGUCCAUUCUCAGGGUGCGUCAGAGUGUUCAUAAAUGA
Molecule: messenger RNA, 1899 nt
Organism: Chrysochloris asiatica (Cape golden mole)
Lineage: Eukaryota; Metazoa; Chordata; Mammalia; Afrosoricida; Chrysochloridae
Gene: ZNF175
Product: zinc finger protein 175
Exons: 4
Coding region: 1-1899 (632 amino acids)
Biological process (GO): regulation of DNA-templated transcription
Source: RefSeq, a predicted model, not a curated record